CUGAUAGCUGAACAUGUCGACCAGAAUCAGCGGACACAUUGUACAAACACCGGCAUCACUCCCUUACAAUAACUAAACUUGUCGGCCUGCGUGAUGGGGCGGCUCUGCAUUGUUCUUGCGGACCCCUCCGAAGUUGAUCUGCGCAGCGGAAGCGGUGACGUGCGUGUGUGCAGGUGAUUAAGCAAGCCUGAACACGACCGUAUGGAGAAAUGAAAAACCGCGCUGGUACGAGCAUCUCCUGAUAAGGCGAAUGUAGGUUAAACUCGUACCGUUUUUUUCUUAUUUACUUUGCCAAUUACCCAGACUACGUGAAUAUGUUGAGGAGCGGAUAGGGCGGUUUUUGAGUUCAUGCAGACGCAGCCCUAGCGGAUCUACUGUCACCCAGAAGCAAGCCGCAAGUUGCACUUUUCAUUUCUACCAAAAUGCUGCCGAAGGCACACAGGACAUUUAGGCAACUUCAUUUAGUCUUCGCGGUCUGACACGCCAUAGCGUUGGCAAACUAAAUUUAGAGUAGAUAAACCGUUUCUGUGGAUAAAAAAAACAACUUUUUAAAAAUUUUAUUUAGCCUGUUGUGGGAAAUGGAGAUGGACAACCUGUGAAAUAAAGCUGCAGGAUGGUGACCUCCUUGUGAUUAUACCUUGGCACCAGACCAGACCUACUGGUUGUUUUUGGAAACCGGUUCUUCUGCAGGAAACCAAAUCAAAGACAACAGAAAACAGGAGAGUUGGCAGAACUGACAUAUCUAGAAGUUUCUCAACUGAGCCCCGGAGCAACGCCCUUGGUCCGUGGCAGGGGUGGGGCAGCGUCCCUCGAGCAGCUGUACCACCGGAGCUGCAGCUAUGGACGUUGCGGCGAGAACCCCUCACUCGUGCCUGGUGUCCCCGCGGCCUGUUCCACCAUGCUGUACAAUGCCCCUGCCAUCGUCUACAUCGUGCUGGAGCUGCUGAUCGCCGUGCUGUCUGUCCUGGGCAACGUGCUCGUCUGCUGGGCCGUCUGCCUCAACAGCAACCUGCAGACCAUCACCAACUUCUUUGUGGUGUCGCUGGCAGCAGCCGACAUCGCCGUGGGGGUGCUGGCCGUGCCCUUCGCCAUCGCCAUCAGCACUGGCUUCUGUGCCCACUUCUACGGCUGCCUCUUCAUCGCUUGCUUUGUGCUCGUCCUCACGCAGAGCUCCAUCUUCAGCCUGCUGGCCAUCGCCAUUGACCGCUACAUCGCCAUCAAGAUCCCACUGCGGUAUAACAGCCUGGUGACAAGUCAGCGCGCCAAGGGUAUCAUCGCCAUCUGCUGGGUGCUUUCGGUGGUCAUCGGCCUCACACCCAUGCUAGGCUGGCACACCAAGAACCGCCCACAGAACGACACCAAGCUCACCAACAGCACCAGUGGACCUAAGUGCCCUAGUGGCACCAUCGAGUGCCUUUUUGAGAAGGUAGUCACCAUGGACUACAUGGUCUACUUCAACUUCUUUGGCUGUGUGCUGAUGCCCCUGCUGCUCAUGCUGGGCAUCUACCUGCGCAUCUUCAUGGCUGCGCGGCGGCAGCUGAAGCGGAUGGAGUUGAAGGUGGUGCAUGGGGAGCGGUCACGCUCUACCCUCCAGAAGGAGGUCCACGCCGCCAAGUCUCUCGCCAUCAUUGUGGGACUCUUCGCCAUCUGCUGGCUGCCGUUGCACGUUAUCAACUGCUUCACCCUCUUCUGCCCAGAGUGCGCCCGGCCACAUGCCAGCAUCAUGUACCUGGCCAUCAUCCUCUCUCACGCCAACUCGGUGGUCAACCCCUUCAUCUACGCCUACCGCAUCCGAGAAUUCCGCCACACGUUCCGCAGGAUCAUCCGCCGCCAUGUCCUGGGGCGCCGGGAUCAUUUUGAGAGCGGCUCCUGCAGCGCCACCCGGCCCGGCAGCACCCGCGCCACCACCCUUGCCGCCCCGCCUGAGUCCUGCCCUGCCAAGACCAACGGCUUUACCCUGGAUGGCUAUUCUGACCGUGGCAGCUUUGGCAACAACCUCGAUUCCUGCAACGGCCACGAAGGUGCCAAAACGACUGUUGUUGCCAGUGCCGUCCUUCCUCCAUCAGACCAUGUCCCACACAGCCCCCCGGUGGAUAUCACCCUCCCCCUACAUCUGCAGUCAGGGGCGUACUCCUCAGGACUCCCCACACAGAAUGGAGAUGAGCGCCAUAGCCCUGGUGGUGCGGAGGCGGAGCUGAAAGCCGGCAGGGAGUUCUCCGCGGCGCCAAUCAGACCAGGGUUCUGCAGACACACGGCACGCUGCCCUGAGCUCACGCAGGUGUCCUGAUGGCACUGAGAGCGGGCUGUGGCCCCUGGUGCUCCACUGACAUCUCAUGUAAUAUUUAUUGCCUUGCCUGGAGAAAAAAGGAACGCAAAAUGAGGCGGCGAGCAGGUGUGAGGAAAAUAAUAAAUGACUGGGCCCCACAGCAGAGUCACAUGUCUUGAAGGGGCCAUUGUGUCAAAUGCUGCGGCCCCUCCCCCCUUAAUCCCAUGAUCCGAUUCUUACUGGCGUUUAAUAUCUUGCAGGGAUGAGGGGAGGGGUAGCCGCAUGGAGCCAAGACAGAAAGCCGUAGCUCAAGCGCUCCCAAAAAGCCUUUCUCCUCCUAGUGAUUUUAAAUGUGAAGAAGUUCUAGUGCAGGAGAUGGGUGUCCUGUAAAUAAGCCUCAUCUCUAGCUUCUCUCUCCUGCCUUCCUUCCCCCCCCCCAUAGGCCAUAGAGAUGUAACAGGCUGCCCAGUGUUAGGCGACACCCCUGUUUCCCUUGCCACUGCCUUUGGGGGAAUGUCAAGACAAUGCCCACCAAAGUCAGCUAAAGUGUGAGGGGACUUUUCCAUAUAAGGAAUGCCUUUUGUGAUAGGCUAGCUGUCACUCUGGCUCAGCCAAUCCGCAGCCAGGUGCUGUGUACGGGGGCCUAAUUUCUUUGAACACGUUCUUGAGGGAAACACUUGCUGAAAGCUAUUUAUGAUGUAAAAGUCUGACCAACCAUUGUUGUAAGUGAUUGAUUUAAUGUCUUUUAUCAUGUUCUUGUCGUUGUUGUUGAUGAUGUUAUGGUUACUGAUAUUAGAGCCAUUGCUCUUAUUACUUGUUGUGUGAUUCCUAGGUGUUGACAGUGAACGACCAAAAAUGAGCCCACAAAAUCAUUUAGGGGUAACAAGUAACACAAUGCCAGUUUGGCCUGGCUCUUUCAAAUUGGGGCUGCAACACAACAAAGCAGAACAACAAUGUACCUUUGCACUAAUCAGGUUACAGCUGAAUGCAUCCUGUACACAGGCUUGGACGGCAUUGACGUCAUCUUGGCUGUAGAAUGUCAUUGUGAGACGAGUAGAUCCAGCAGCUCAUGGGUGGAUCUUAUUCAGCAAUGCUCUAUGCAAUAUUAUGUACUGAUCCAAUCUGACACAAAUCUAGGUUUUUAUUUUCAGAUGUGAUCAGUUUCAGACAGGAAUCCACAAUUCCGACCCUGGGGGUCAUUCUGCAACACAGUUUGUAGAUUUCCCUGCUCAAACACAUCUACUAAGCCUGGCAAUUUGCUGUGUAGCUGAAGAAGGUGCGUGAGCAGGGAAAUCUGCAAACUGUGCUGCAGACUGAGUCUCCAGGACUGGGACUGGGGAACCCCGGUUUAAGGUCAUUUUCAUCUGCCACUCAAUAGACUUGUGUCCCGUCCUUGUGCAUUCAUGUUGGACCACGUUACCUGCUAAUGCCAGCCCAAUGAGAAGCUGGACCAUUGUGUGGAUGGAUGUUUCCAGCAUUUGUUCCCAUGGCUGGUUGUCUUCUAUAGUUGCCAGUGGUGUAUUCCUGAUCCCUUAACACUGCUUUGCUGCUUUCCCGUGUCAUUAUCGCACCUGGUUUUCCAAUCAAACUGUGUAACGGGCAGCUGGUGGCCGUCUCUGAUUUGCCUGUAAAUGUGGGAAAAGAUGGAAAUGGAUUUGGUUCCAUUUGCUCUUCAGGAAAAGUGUGACGUAGUAUUUCUCAAACUUGAGUGGGGAAAAUGCCUCCAUUUUCCAAAUAAAUGUUUUCUUUUGUAA
Paramormyrops kingsleyae is the source of this 4020-nucleotide messenger RNA. It is a transcript of the gene adora2aa, whose product is annotated as adenosine A2a receptor a. The record is from RefSeq and is a predicted model, not a curated record. Gene Ontology annotation, molecular function: G protein-coupled adenosine receptor activity. NCBI's taxonomy places the organism in Eukaryota, Metazoa, Chordata, Actinopteri, Osteoglossiformes, Mormyridae. Gene Ontology annotation, cellular component: plasma membrane. Gene Ontology annotation, biological process: G protein-coupled adenosine receptor signaling pathway; adenylate cyclase-activating G protein-coupled receptor signaling pathway.